AUGCCGUCUUGGUUGGAAAAAGAAAAGAAAUGCAUAGGCACGCACACACUGGUGAAAAGUGUCCGGACGGAAGACGGGGGUAAUGGAAGGAUGUUUUGUCUCAGUCAAGACGAGUCGGGCCCGGCUGCAGCGUCUACCAAGGAAAGGGUGAUGCAGCAGUUGUCCAGCGCAAAGCUUGGCGUGCAUAGGACCAUGAGCGGUUUGGCGCAGGCGUGCAGGACAGAAUGCAGCGUGCAGUGGAACACUGGGAGCUGGACCAGUCGUUCCUCGUGCAUGCUUCGUCCCGCGGCAUCCAUGUCUCGAGGACUUGCUGCGGGCCCCGGAAAGACGGGCGGGACCUAUGGCGAGGCUUUGUGCCCAUGCGUGCAACGCAGACGGGCCGUAGUGGGCUUGGGCUUGUUUUGUCGGUCGAGGGUCAAGCGGCAGGCUGCCAUCGGGGGCCGAUGGAGGCAUCUAGUGUCGUGUGCUAAGUUUUCCGGCGAGGCGAAUCAGUGGGCCAGGCGUGGGCGAAGAACAAAAAACUGGAGAUGGGUCGGUCCAAACGUGCAUGCGUUGGCGGUGAAUGGCUAUGGGUCACCCCUUUGGCCUGUCGCCGACUCUGACUGUGUCUUUGGUCUUCUGGACAUCGUGAUCCUCGUGCUCGCCCUCCCUCUUCCUCGCUCCCCGUCUCGGUCUCGGACUCGUGGCUCGCCUCUUCGCCCCCCUUACCGGUUGUGUGGUCGUCGUGUUCCGGCCCACGGCAGCACGUCGCCAUUGCAUCGCCGUGCCGCAUUCUCGUCACAAACGCCGCACUUGGCCCUUGGUAUCCCGACCAAAUUUCCCAUCAGAAAAAGCCGGGGUGGUCGUCGUCUCCUUCUUGUGGCCCGCAGCGAUCUGCAGCAUAGCGUGCGGAGCAGCCAUAAGACGCCGCAGCCCUUUGCCAUCUCUCCUUCGCCUUACUACCUAGUAUAG
Molecule: messenger RNA, 951 nt
Organism: Bipolaris oryzae ATCC 44560
Lineage: Eukaryota; Fungi; Ascomycota; Dothideomycetes; Pleosporales; Pleosporaceae
Exons: 6
Coding region: 1-951 (316 amino acids)
Source: RefSeq, a predicted model, not a curated record